CUUCCCAUAAAUUUCCCACUUCCUUCCCCCUCUCUCUUUUACACUCAAAUCCACCACCUUCUUCUUCCAUCACUUCUUACUAUUUUCUUUUCAUCCACCUCCCACUCAACUAAUGCAUCUUCAUCCACAACCUAACUUCUGAUCAGUUCGCACAUACUAUCUGAAGAUGAGAACAGGUAGCUGCGCCUUCCAACAGGGUCUCACCGCCGAAGCUGCAGCCGUAGUCAAGCAAGCCGUGACGCUGGCCAAGCGCCGCGGCCACGCCCAAGUCACUCCCCUUCACGUCGCCAACACCAUGCUCGCCUCCACUAACGGCCUACUCCGAACGGCCUGCCUUCAGUCCCAUUCCCAUCCUCUUCAGUGCAAGGCCUUGGAGCUUUGCUUCAAUGUCGCCCUCAACCGCCUUCCCGCUUCCAAUACCGCGAGCGCCAUGUUAGGUCCCACCGCUCACUACUCUCAUUGCCCUUCCAUCUCCAACGCCUUGGUCGCAGCCUUCAAGCGAACCCAGGCCCAGCAGCGCCGUGGGUCCAUCGAGAAUCAGCAGCAGCCGCUGUUAGCCGUCAAGAUAGAGCUGGAGCAACUCAUCAUUUCCAUUCUGGAUGAUCCCAGUGUCAGUCGAGUCAUGAGGGAAGCUGGGUUCUCCAGUACUCAAGUCAAAAGUAAUAUCGAGAAAACGGUUUCUGGGGAAAUAUGUUCUCAGAAGGAACAUAACAGUGCCGCCAGAACAUCGGUAUCCGGGGAUCCGGUUAGGUCCGAGGAUGUGUCGAGUGUGAUAGAUAGUUUGAUGAAUCAGAGACGGAGAAGUACGGUUGUCGUGGGAGAGUGUGAGGUUAGUCUUGAAGGUGUAGUACGAGGAGUGAUGGAUAAGGUUGAAAAGGGUGAUGUUGAUGAGAGUAUGAGAGGGGUCAAGUUUGUUUCUCUUACUCGUUCUGCUUUUGGUCAUUUGUCCAAAGCAGAGGUUGAGAACAAGAUUGACGAGCUUAAGAGCAUUAUUAAGAAUAAUCGUCUUGGCAAAGGGCUUAUUUUGUAUAUGGGAGAUCUUAAGUGGUUACUUGAGUACGAAAGUCGAUGGAGCCAGCAAGGAAGGGGGUACUAUUGCCCAGUGGAGCACAUGAAAAUGGAAGUGGGAAAGCUGGUGGGAGGGAUUGGAGAGAAUAACAUAGCAAGGCUGAGGGUGAUGGGAAUAGCUACUUUUCAGACUUAUAUGAGAUGUAAAAAUGGGCAUCCAUCGCUGGAGGCUCUCUGGGGACUUCAUCCUCUUACUAUUCCUGCAGGAAGCCUGCACUUGAGUCUCAUCACUGACACUGACAGUGACCUGCAAAAUCGGUCCUCUAACAAGAAAGCUGAGGGAAACCGAAUAGGCUGGCUGUUACCGGAACCAGUGGAAGAGAAGCAAGCGGCUUGCUUGGCCGAGUCUUCACCGAUGUUUGAACUACAAGUUCGAAGCUUGCAGAGUAGCGUUUGUAACAGCGACUCAUCAGCAACUCUCCCUGCAUGGCUCCAACAAUACAAACAUGAGAGUAGAGCAUCCUCCAAUGAUCAGAGCUGCGUUCCAGUGGGAGACGUCUGUAAAAAGUGGAAUUCCAUGUGCAAUGGUCCAGUUCAAAAACAACCCUAUCAUCGUGAACAAACCUUCACAUUUUCCUCUGCAUCACCUUCUUCAUCUCCUUCGGGCUUCUCAUAUAACCCGCCAAGAGACCAGCUUUUCUGGAUCUCUGAAAGUGGCAACAGUAUUAAUAAGCCAAACGAAACAACUCUGAGAAUGUACAUCCCAGAGCAUAACAGCGCCAAACAGUCAUUCCCACCAUACAAUCCCUGUUCAAACCCUAACUCCACUUCAUCCAGCGAUCCCAUGGAAACGGAAUACGUGAGCAAGUUCAGAGAGAUCAAUUCAGAGAAUUUGCAAACCCUAUGCAGCGCCUUGGAGAAAAAAGUCCCGAGGCAGAAAGAUAUAGUACCAGACAUCGUAAGUACCGUUUUGCAGUGUCGGUCUGGCAUAUUAAGAAGAAAGGGGAAGAUCAGAAACAGCGAGGCGAAGGAAGAGACGUGGUUGUUCUUCCAAGGAUUUGAUGUGGAAGCUAAAGAGAAGAUAGCCAGAGAACUGGCUAUGCAAGUAUUUGGGUCCCAGAGCAAUAACGUCGUUUCAAUAGCUUUGAGUAGUUUUUCAUCAACAGGGGCGGAUUCAACAGAGGAAUUUUGCCGAAACAAACGAUCAAGAGACGAACAAAGUUAUUACGUCGAGAGAUUCGGGGAUGCAGUUUCGAGCAAUCCUCACAGGGUGUUUCUGCUGGAGGACAUAGACCAAGCGGAUUAUUGUUCUCAAUUGGGUUUGAAAAGGGCCAUUGAAAGAGGAAGAAUAAUGGACUCAAAUGGCAAACAGGUUAGUCUUUGUGAUGCAAUAAUCAUUUUCAGCUGUGAAAGUUUCAGCUCGAGGUCAAGAGCGUCCUCUCCGCCGGUUAGGCAAAAGUUGUUAUCUGAAGCAUCUGAGGAGAAGGAUGAAAAUAUUGCUGCUACGGGGGAGACGGGCCCUUGUGUGUCCUUGGAUUUGAAUAUUUCUAUUGACGAUGACUGUGAUGAGGAUCGGCAAGUGGAUUGCACUGGGCUUCUUGAAUCCGUAGAUAGACGGAUUGUCUUCAAAACUCAGGAAUUAUGAGGGGCUAAAAAUUAUCUGAUUUUUUUCUUUUUUUCUUUUUUUGGUUUUGUUCUUGGUUGCAUCCUGUGACAUGCAUGUCUUUGGAUGCUCAGGCAUUAAGGGCUGGAGGUGAAAAAUUUGCACGCCCCUUAACUAACUCUAUAUAUGUAUAUUAUUACCAACCGUCACAUGUGAUGCGUAUAGAACUUUAAUUUUGGGGAUUAAUUUCUUUCUUUC
Messenger RNA from Neltuma alba, 2869 nucleotides. Its product is annotated as protein SMAX1-LIKE 3-like. NCBI's taxonomy places the organism in Eukaryota, Viridiplantae, Streptophyta, Magnoliopsida, Fabales, Fabaceae. The record is from RefSeq and is a predicted model, not a curated record. The transcript has 3 exons. Bases 167 to 2653 code for a protein of 828 amino acids.